AUGACUGAAUUGGCCAAUUACAAAAGGCUCGAGAAAGUGGGUGAAGGUACAUACGGUGUCGUGUACAAGGCAUUGGAUUUGAGACACGGUCAGAGGGUAGUUGCAUUGAAAAAGAUAAGACUUGAAAGUGAAGACGAAGGCGUUCCUAGUACUGCGAUCCGCGAAAUUUCCCUGUUGAAAGAGCUCAAGGACGACAAUAUCGUUCGGCUGUACGAUAUUGUACAUUCAGAUGCACACAAAUUGUAUUUGGUUUUCGAGUUCUUGGAUCUGGACUUGAAAAGAUACAUGGAGUCGAUUCCAAAGGAACAACCACUGGGUGACAACAUUAUAAAGAAGUUUAUGAUGCAAUUAUGCAAGGGUAUCGCGUAUUGCCAUUCGCAUCGUAUUUUGCAUCGCGAUUUGAAACCGCAGAAUUUGUUGAUCAACCGCGAUGGCAACAUGAAACUGGCUGAUUUUGGUCUAGCGCGUGCUUUUGGUGUUCCAUUGAGAGCUUACACACACGAAAUUGUCACUUUGUGGUAUCGCGCUCCCGAAGUGCUUCUCGGUGGUAAACAGUACUCCACUGGUGUCGACAUAUGGUCCAUAGGGUGCAUCUUUGCCGAGAUGUGUAACCGCAAGCCAAUCUUUAGCGGUGACAGUGAAAUUGAUCAGAUCUUCAAAAUAUUCCGUACUUUGGGAACCCCAAGCGAGUCUGUCUGGCCCGAUAUUGUAUACUUGCCCGAUUUCAAACCAAAGUUUCCCAAAUGGCACCCAAAAGAUUUGGCACAAGUGGUGCCGUCCCUGGAUGCACACGGUAUUGAUCUUUUGCAGAACUUGCUAACCUAUGAUCCAAUCAAUCGUAUCAGUGCCAAAAGAGCAGUUAUGCAUCCAUAUUUCCAAGGUCAGUCGGUGGAUUAG
This is a messenger RNA of Lachancea sp. 'fantastica', 897 nucleotides long. NCBI's taxonomy places the organism in Eukaryota, Fungi, Ascomycota, Saccharomycetes, Saccharomycetales, Saccharomycetaceae. The record is from the annotation of a GenBank genome assembly.